UAGUUGAGCGCGUGCAGCUGCCGCUAGUGGAGCAACUUGGCGCCGCCGCCCACUAGCGUCAGAGUGACAUCCCAAGUUCGCAGCGCAGCUUCAUCCCCCAGCUUGGCCCCAAAAUCAACAAUGUCUGAGCAGGGCGACCUGAGCCCCGAUGCGGACGGCCCCCAUUUCAGCCCCUCGUCCGUGUCCGCCGACUAUCGCCUGUCCCUGCCCCCUUCCAUGGAGACGCAGAUCAGGAAGCUGAAGGUGUCGCUGGAGCCGUGGCGUCAGCUGGUGCUGCUGGCCAAUCAGGUGCUGCUGUGGGAGAACUCCGCCUACCCCACGGCGCUGCUGGCAGGCUCCACGCUGGUUUUCGCGCUGAUUUGGUUCUGCAACGCGGCCUUCGUGACGGUGCUGGCGCUGCUCGGGCUGCUGCUCACGCUGCUCGACUGUCUGAUGCCCGCCAUUCUGGCCGCCCUCUUCAAGCCCGACCAAUGGGGCGGCGACAAGCAGCGCCAGUACGAGGAAACAUGCACCAGCCUGAUCAUGUACAAGACCAAGGCGGAGCUGCUGAGCGCCUCCUUUCUACGGCUGCGCGUCACCAAUCCCAAGAUCUACUUCAGCAUCAGCAUCGUCGCGCUCUGUCUGCUGGUGUGGGUGGGCGGCACCGUGGACAACGUGCUGCUUACCUACCUGCUGACCACCUUCUGCCUGCUGAUGCCGGGCAUGCUGCGCCACGGCAUGCUUACCAAGCUGUCGCAGACGUCAUCGCGCCUCUGCAACCAGCUGGUCGAGCACGCCAAAACGCGCGUCAGCGCCAAGAAGGCCCAGUAGCCCCCCCGCCCGUCCAGGCGGGAAUUUUCGGGAAAUUCCAGUGAUAUCGACAGACUGACCUUUUUCCUUUGCUUAGUUUAGUUGAUUUUUAUUAGUUAAUUGAGGGUUUUGCCGCCGGUAACCUCACAAAGCCGAGCAAGUGACAGCUGUGCUGUCACGGCAAUGACGUUGGACGCAGUCGCCAGCAUGGGGCGAGGCGCCCUGGCGGGCGUGCGCAGCAUGCAGUUGUUCGACGUGCAGCAGCCCGAGGACCUUUACAAGCUGUUCUUCUUCUGCCACCUUUUCUCCUGGCUGGUGCUGAUGUGGAAGCUGCGCAACUAAUCGGAUAAUGUCCCGCUGUCAAUAAAGCGCUUUUUGGUA
Messenger RNA from Dendroctonus ponderosae (mountain pine beetle), 1170 nucleotides. RefSeq names its product ADP-ribosylation factor-like protein 6-interacting protein 1 (gene Arl6IP1). The record is from RefSeq and is a predicted model, not a curated record. Lineage: Eukaryota; Metazoa; Arthropoda; Insecta; Coleoptera; Curculionidae. The coding region runs from base 121 to 810 and encodes 229 amino acids. The transcript is spliced from 5 exons.